This is a messenger RNA of Hyalella azteca, 1941 nucleotides long. RefSeq lists its product as uncharacterized. Bases 451 to 1941 code for a protein of 496 amino acids. NCBI's taxonomy places the organism in Eukaryota, Metazoa, Arthropoda, Malacostraca, Amphipoda, Hyalellidae. The record is from RefSeq and is a predicted model, not a curated record. The transcript has 6 exons.
CUUCAGGGGAAGAUCCCAGCCUCUGAAGAUCAUCUCUCUUCGAGGUUUCUUCCUCUAUCGAAAAACAUUCAAUCGGCUGCCAAAAACCCUCAACGAUUUCCUCAGCGACUAUUCUCAACAUAUCCCGAGAAAAGAAAAGAGAAACUGCAAGCGAAAAACGUAGCGACGGCACCCACGAAAAUAAAAGACAUAAAUGACUUUGCGGAGAAGAAAAGCAAAUCUUAUGGGAUUACAGAUAAAUUUAUUAUAACGCAAUUCAGACUAAACGAAAAUAACGGAAACUCUUCGAAUGACAACAAACCAAACAAUUGUGGUCGAAAUUGUUUUGAUUUAUUAGAUGGAACGUCAACGUUAAACAUUGUUACCGAUAUUCCAAAAGUUUUAUUUCGCACCUCCAGGUUUAGCUCUAAGAACUCCGCUGCUUUUGAACUCAUUCCCAGGAGUGCGGGGAUGAAUCACCCGAGCCGAAGACGACGUAGAAAUCUAGAUUUUCGGAGUGAAAAUUAUAAAAGGAAACUCGGCUUUGACCAAAGUCACCCCGAUCUAAUUCCCGGGAAAUCCUUCCCUAAAAGCUUUCCUGGACCGACAAAGAAUAAAAUGGAUCCGCAGUUCGACGCGAAUCGCAGAAAAAUAUUUCCUUCCACAGAAAAAUAUCAAGGACCCAAUUUAGAUUCUUUGACUAAAAAACGAACGAUAACCAAGCGAUACACAUCAAUAGCGGGCAGACAAUCUGAGCUAAAUCAAUUCCAGGAAGAUCAAUUCCCGCCUUACGUAAACCCAGGCCUGGAAUCCAUUUCAUCCUCGAGUUCCGCCGCUUUGAGCCUAUCGCCAGGCACGGGCUUGUCUUUGAGGCAACAGCCUAGCAUUUACCAAACCUCACAAUUUCCCGCUACUUCUGCUGGCCUGGAUAUUAUUCGACCUUCAGCUGGACGGUCAGUCGUCAUGAGCGGAGUGGACGGUCUUAGAUGGACUGCAAAACCGCCUCGUAAAGUCCUCUUCAGCAACUCCAGCGGAGGGAUGGUGGACUGCGCCGUGGACGGCUCACAGCUUCCAGUGUCAAUUCAGUGGGCUUUUGAAGACGGCAGAAGUGUCGUGCCCGUGCCCGGGCUGCUAACGGUCCGGGUGAACGGGUCGCUGGAGUUUCUGCCGUUCGCGCCCCCCAGACUGGACCCGUUGCUGCACGACGCGACGUACGUGUGCGUCGUGCGCUCGACCGUCGGUGUGCUUACGUCUCUGCCCGUUACCGUCAGAGCAGAUGGGAAAUAUCACGUGACGUCAGCAGGAAUCCUGCACGUGUUGUCAGUGACUGAAGCUGACACUCGUGCUGCCUUCCAGUGCCGUACCCUCAACAUGCAGAGAGUUUUGCUGACAAUUUUAGUGCUGCGAGAAUGGUUCCGGGGGCUGGUACCAGUAGAUCCAGACGGCAGUGGUACAUGGAUGGUAGGAGGCUCCCUGGUGAUACCCUCAGCCCAGGUACCAGACUCAGGAGAGUACCGGUGUGUGGUUAACAACUCUGCUGGUACUGUAACCAUGCGGACCAAACUCACGGUUACGGCACCUCUCAGAGUUCAGAUGCAUCAGUCCUCCAUUGAACUGACGGUAGGACAGCCUCUUCGUCUGCGAUGUUCAGUCACGGGUUUCCCGCAAACUCAAAUUGUGUGGUAUAAAGACAGCGUUUUGCUUAGAGACGACGUUCGCAUUUCAAUUGCUCACUCAAAAGAUGUCAGCCGAACUCCUAGCAUCAGUUCUGCGUCGACUGGUUCACUGCCGGAGUUCAGUUCUACUGGUUCUGAAUUAAGUUAUGGGAUGAGUUACCCUGCGACUGGUUCUUCAAGUUAUUCCUUCAGAGGUUCUCUGGAAUGGGGAGAGAGCGGUCAGAGUGAGCUAAGUGUCAGCUCAGUGCAGGCUGCUGACGCUGGAUCACCUGGACAUUUACGAUAG